Messenger RNA from Emiliania huxleyi CCMP1516, 1042 nucleotides. RefSeq lists its product as hypothetical. The transcript has a single exon. The record is from RefSeq and is a predicted model, not a curated record. The coding region runs from base 56 to 850 and encodes 264 amino acids. Gene Ontology annotation, molecular function: hydrolase activity, hydrolyzing N-glycosyl compounds. NCBI's taxonomy places the organism in Eukaryota, Haptophyta, Isochrysidales, Noelaerhabdaceae.
CGGGAAGAUUGUAAACAUGGCCCGCUUGCCAUGGGACGAGACGGAGGAAAAGUUCAUGCCGUACAACGAACAGAACGACGAUUUCUGGAAGUGUGAGGAGGACGAAUCCUACACUCUGCUGGUGAUCAGCCCCGAGUCAGCCGUGGCAACCCGUCUCCUGGGAGACAAGGGGUCAGACACGUUGAAAUGCAUCAAGGAGAUCGUUUUCAUGGGUGGCUUGUUCGGCAAUGAGCAGCUCGAGCAGACGGACCCGCAAACAAUUGAAAACGCAAACGGUCCCGUUCACGACGUGAACGACUCGUCGAAUCCCGCUGACCUCACCGAGACGAACGUCGUUUCUGACGAGGCCGCGGCACGUGCUUUGUGGGUGGACAAGCUGAAAGCCGUGAACAAGGUGCCACUGCGAAUCUUCUCCCUUGAGACCGCUUCCUGCGACCGUGAUGGUCUUCAGAGCAUCCUUUUCAGUGGCCAGACAGGCAUUUACAAGGACACAGACCAGGGCAAGGCCGAGAAGCAGGGAAUCAAGAAGCUCUUGGAGAAGGUGUCUACCCAUGAUGAGAACUGGUGCGAACACCCACCCAACAUGCUUGGCCAGAUGGUCUGCAGUCACGACGAAUGCAUCGUUGCGACGCUUGAUUUUGAUGUUGUCUCAGCCACAUACAUCUGGCGUGGCGACGAGCAGAAGGACCCGCACACGAAAAUCCACUUUGAGCAGAUCAGUCCGAUGGUGGACCUAAGCACGGCCGUGACGACGUACGAAGCAUCCACCGACAGCAACGUGUGGCUCGCGACCAGCUUCGAUGCGCCAGCGUGGUUCGAGCUGCUCGAGGGCAAGCUUUCCAACUUUUAGCUAGCUCCGUCUUCUGAUUUUGUGUCCAUUGUCCUGUCCGCCUUUUGUGACUCUGUGUCCAUUACUCUGUGCCCUGUACUCUGUAGAUUAGCCCCAGCCGCUGCGGUCCCCGUGUUCAUUGCACCCCACCCGCGGCUUACAGUCAUACGUCAUAGCUGUGUUCAUUAUGUUCCAUGGAAUUCCUUGAUGUUU